This is a messenger RNA of Bactrocera oleae (olive fruit fly), 1353 nucleotides long. RefSeq lists its product as uncharacterized. Gene Ontology annotation, molecular function: L-galactose dehydrogenase activity. Gene Ontology annotation, cellular component: cytosol. The record is from RefSeq and is a predicted model, not a curated record. NCBI's taxonomy places the organism in Eukaryota, Metazoa, Arthropoda, Insecta, Diptera, Tephritidae.
UACUGAACACCAAACGACUUGUAGUUCACUUCGUGAGUAAAUUUGAACACGAAUCAUUAGGAAUCCUAAACAAUUAUUUAGACUUUCAUGAAGGUUGUCAAUAAGUAAAGUGAUCAAGUUACUGAGAGUCAGACCGAGAGAAAGACAUCUGGAAAUCAAUUUAUAAGGUUAUCUUGAUCACUUUGUUUGACGAAAGUAUUUAAAAUAAUCCAAAAAUGUCCCAGUUACCAAGCACAUUCGUCAAGGGCGUACACGAUGAAGAACUGUCCAAACGUAUGGAGUACCGUAUACUCGGUCGUACCGGACUGCAGGUGUCGAAAGUCUCAUUAGGCACGGCGACUUUAAGCGAUUUAUAUGGAGUACUAGAUUUGGACGAUGCUAUAGCAAUGAUACACAAAGCUAUAAAAUCUGGCAUUAAUUACAUUGAUACUGCGCCGUAUUAUGGACAGGGUCGUGCCGAGGAAGUAUUGGGUAUGGCGUUGAAAACUGUGCCAAGAAAGGCGUACUAUAUAGCCACAAAAGUUGGACGCUAUGAAAAGGAUUUGGUAAACCGAUUUGAUUUCUCUGCCAAAAGGACUCGAGAAAGUGUUGAGAAAAGUUUAAAACUACUAGGUAUCGAAUAUGUGGACAUUAUACAGGUGCAUGACAUCGAUUUUGACAAAGAUCUCGAUGUUGUUGUCAACGAAUGUCUGCCUGAACUGGUAAAAAUUGUUAAAGAAGGGAAAGCAAGGUUUAUCGGUAUCACCAGUUACAAUCUUGAAGUGCUUAAGGAGUGCAUAAAACGUGCACCGUGUGUGGAUAUCGUACUCUCAUAUUCACGGCACACGCUGCUGGACGAUACAUUCAAGUGUUAUGUGGACUUUUUCCAACAGCAUAAUAUUGGCAUUGUUUGCGCGUCCGCUCAUGCAUUAGGUCUAUUGACCAAUGGCGGCCCACAGCCUUGGCAUCCCGCAGCUAAUGAUGUGAAGGCGAUUUGCAGCAAGGCGGCAAAUAUUUGUAAGGAGGCCAAUAUUGAGCUUGGCAAAUUGGCUAUGUAUCAAUUUAUGCAGUUGGAUGGUGCAAGCACAUUUUUAGUCGGUAUGGAAACGUGCAAACUGUUAGAUAUUAAUUUAGCCGCUUAUUACAAUGGACUUAGCAAAAUGGAACUGCAAAUAUUGAAACAAUUACGUGAAACCAUUUUCAAGAAAUCAUACAAUUGGGAUGGCGUGGAAAUUGAGGAAUACCGGCGUGCAUUGUCGAAGGCGAAAUAAAUGGAAAUUUAUGUAUCAGAACCUGUCUCUGAUGUAUUUAAUAUAUAAAAAGUAAACGAAUUGUUUAAUAUGCUGUAAUAAAUAAAAAUCAACCAAAAUCUAA